Molecule: messenger RNA, 16567 nt
Organism: Amoebophrya sp. A120
Lineage: Eukaryota; Dinophyceae; Syndiniales; Amoebophryaceae
Source: the annotation of a GenBank genome assembly
UGGUUCGAGGCCGAAUAUUGAUAUUGAAGCCGCAGAGGUAGACGCACCCCGCCACAAAUCGAUUAUUGUUGCAACACAUCAAUAAAACCAAAAAUGUUCUUCUCCAACGCCCUGGCCUACGUCGCGGAAAAAAAAGCCUCCAAGGACCCCUUUUUCGCCGAUUUUACGAUCGACGGAACAGUGGAUGUGGAUGGAGAACAGCAAGAAGAUGAUGAGGAGCACAAAGAACACAAAGGGGAAACUCAAACUACUGAUAGAAAGUCUUCGCCAUGGAACUCGAACUCUCACAGCCAAGAAAACUUUUGCAGCAAAGAGUUUAUUUUUCGCGGGUCCUCCAAGGACUACAGCAAGGAAAAGGAUGUACAGCUUGCUAAUCUCCGUGGUUCAGAUCCAGAACAAUCUGAGACAGAAGUGGUGCUGGACGUGCGGGACCUGCUGGAGGAAGAUCAAGAUGAGCAGGAAAAAAUAAUUCCAGUCGGGAUAAAGAACGAGCAUGAUCUACUACUUGUUGGUGCAGCGAAUAAGAAUAAGACUGCUGGCGCUUUUUCCACCUCCAUGUCACCGUCAGAACAAGAUAUGGGUAAGACAUCGGGCUCCAUUCUUUCCACAAGCAACCCCACUGCAACAACCUCCCUCGCCGACGACCACGACGGCUUUUUCCGGGCGAGUCUGCGCAGCGCGAUUUCUCCCUCGAAAGAAAAAGCACUGGUGGAGCAUUUACAGGAUCAUGUUGAGGGAAAAAGAAAAACUACAAAUGCUAUGACAAAUCACGGUCAGGAUCACGACCAGGAGCAUACGGGGGAUCAAGGAGCAUCCUCGACGUCUCGAGGACGACUGGAACAAAGUAGACCAGAAGGCGAUGGGAGCAUGAGCAAGACUACGAAGAAAAGCGUCGUCAAGUUCGGCGGGAAUAUCGUAAACUGCACUUCCGGAGGGAGUAGCAGCAGCAGCAGCGGCACAUCGAGUAGUUCUUCAGCUGCUAGCCCAAGUUGCAAUUCCGGCGCAGCUGUCGCUGAGAAAAACACGACUUCCGCUUCCUCCACUGCGACAGCAAGAACUUGUGCCUCGCCUUCCAUCUUCUCCAGAAAAAGGCCCAGUUUUAGUUCAUCGUCGUCCGCAGCCACCGCGAUUUUGUCCGGAAAGUUGCCGAAAAACCAUCAGCCCGCGAAAAUGAAGAAGGUGUCUACUGAGGAUGCAGACUUAUUUAAAGCAAAGCCGGUGCAGCCGUUCUUGUUUUAUUUGCAGCAGCAGCGGCAGGAGCAGAGUUCAUCUUGUCACGACGAGGUGCUGCAAUUGCAAAGCAGCAAUACAAUUUGCAAGAAGACGAAGCUGCAGCAUGUUGGACGAGAAGCGUCAGCUGCCCUGUUGGACAAGAAGCAGCACGUUGGACGACGAGAAGUGGCAGAGUGCGAAAAAGAAGAAGAAGGACACGACAAGAAGGAUGAUAACGAAAGAAAAAUAGAUACGGAUUUCAAGUUUUCACGCGCAGGCGGCCUAGGUGGAGCUGCCGGGGGUGCAGCAGCAGCUCCACACACGGGGCGGACCGACGUGCUCUUAGCGGUAGACGAGGAACAGGGUGGUGAUGCGGUAAAAAGUGGCGAACCCGAAGAUGAAGCUCCUGGUCCUGCAGGUACUGAUACUGUAACUGGUACAUCUUCAAGUCAUGGGCCUGCUGCGACGAGCCUAGUUACUAGGAAACAGGUCGUGCUUCAUUCCGAUUCACCCUCGCGGGUAGGUGAACUCCAGGUCCAGGUGGAGGACCACCUUCACGAGGCAGGAGAAGCAGGCGCCGCGAUGAAAGGGGAUGAAGUAGGUGGAUUUCUUUUGCCGCUGCCACGUCGACACGGUGAACAAGCGGCUGUUGAAAAAAAAUCCGAGUUCUACAACUACAACUUGGAAGCUACGACAGGGCAGGGACUAGGUCGACGAAAGAACGGCGCCAGCAAUAACACCUUGAAAGUAGAACCAGAUGGAGUUGUUCUCACUCCUCCCGCUCAAGAAGUAGAAGAUCAUCGAAAAAUAACCGAAAAUCAGGCUGACGUGAGUAACUUUUUUGUGGCGUUGCAAUACAAAGAAUCCUCUUCCUCUUCCUCCGCCUCGUCUUCUGCCAGUGGUGAUAUAAUUGACCCACGUGGUGUGGCACCUUCUAGUACGAGGAACAGAACCACGCAUAGUCACGGCAACGAAGAUGUUGAUGAAGUCGACAGUGAAGCUAGCCUGGAAGAACAAGAUGGUUUGCUGGACGACGACGAUGAUAAUGACUCUUCACGGAAAAAUAAACAUUCCUCCGGCCGCGUGGCCUCAUCAUCAUCUCGCGGUCGUGAACGGAAUCGAUCGGCUGGCACGUCGACGUCGACCCGAGGUAGAAAUAAAAUGAAGAAGCCAUCGUCUUUCCACCCACACCCUGCUACCACACAGCAUCUCAAAAAUCCCGCUGCCGCCUCUGCACCGGAACUGCGCUUACAGCUGCGCCUUCUCACCGAGUACAACGCCGAAUUGGAAACCGAGUGCGAAACGAGGCAGCGCGAGAUCCGCGAGUUGCGGCGGUUGUUGCGGGACAAGCAGGAACACAUCGCGAUGCAGAAGUCGCAAUUUCUGGAGUUGGAAUCGCAAACAAUCGAGAAGGAUUUGCGGAUUAAGAAGUUGGAGAAGGAAUACAAGGAGUUGGACGAAAAAACGUCCAUGCGGAUCACGAUGUUGAAAAAAUCCGCACACAGCCGCGGCGACAGGGACCCGCACCCGCUGGGGAAUUCUUCGACCUUGACCACGAACAACCACAAUUUUCUCCAGGGGUCCGCGCACUUUCUCAACGCGGACUUUUUGGAGGAGAUCACGAAGCACGACACGCUGCUGCACGCGGAGAAGGAAUUGUUCAUAAAACAGAUGCUGGGUUUCGUCGGGGGAGAAGUGUACGAAAAAUUGAACCAAAAGGACCAGCAGGUGAAGCAGCUAAAGGAAACGCACGAGCAGCAGUUAGCGGACUUGCGGAAACAGCUUUUGGCCGAAGACCGGAAAUUUACGGAGAAGAAAAAGUUUUUCGAAAAGCAGAUCAAGCAACUGGACAAGCAGCUGAAGGAAACGGCGGUAGAGCUAGCGGACGCGCAAGACAAGUUGGACAUGAAGGAACUGCUAGAGGCGAAUAAGAUCAGAGAAAACAAAUUCGCAAAGGAGGAGCGAGAAAAUUACGAAAAAAAGCUGCAAGAGAUGGAAAACGAGGUGAAAAAACUUGACGUGGAAGUGAAAGACCGGGAGAGCGCGUUGCGCCUGCGGGACGACAAAAUUGCAGAUUUGGAGUUCGUCGUGAAGCAGUAUGGAGAACAGAUGAAUAAUAUGGUGGAGACCACAGGUGGCACUUCUUCUAACCGCGCGGGAGAGGAGGGAGGCGCGGCUGGGGCUGCUGAUGUUGCUGGUGUUGUUUCUACGGACAAAAACAUGACCGAUAAUCCAUACUUGAUGCCGGCAGCUGCCUCACUUUCCGCGACUAGCCCUAGUCCGACCCGACGAGGGGUGUUUCAUGCUCCCAGCUCCACAAUUGGUACGGCAUCAAAAAGUCCGUUUAUUCAGAAGUCUUUUUCAUCCGCGUCCAAAUUCGACCAGCACAAUUUAAAAGACCCGCACAACUUGCUCCGGAACAUGAUCAACAGCAACACAAGCUCCUCUUCCGCUAUUAUCCUCGGCAAAAUUAUCGUACAACUCGUAGUAAUCGCAAUCAUGCAUUACAAAUUCCUUGGCUCCAAUGGGAAACCCGCAUUACAAAUUCUAUUUCUCACGCGGGACCGCCAGGCGAAAGCCUGCCAUGGGUUUCACUGUCCACGGGUGGUGUUGCGGGUAAUCCUGGCGAAAGCCAAAAACCGGCAGAAAAUGGGGCCACGGAAGAGUUCUUGCUGGACAUUACCAACAUUUGCCCACGCAGAGCCGUCCUCUUGCCGGACACACCCAACAUCUGUCCGAAACAGCCUAGGGCCAAGACGACACCGUGAGGACGACCACAGGGGGCUCGUCUCAAUGAUGAUGAUGACGCUGAGAGAAUUUAUUUGUCAUGCGAUUGCUACUACUACGAUACUUUUGCACAGCAUAGCCAUCGUCCCCGCGCAGUUCCUUCGGCAAUUGGAACAGCAGCAGAAUUUGCUGCAGCAAAAUUUCGAAAAGGAAAAACUGUACUUGGAGCGCCGAAUUGCCGAAGUCGAGGAGGAGCGGGACGCGGUGAGCGAUUUGUUAAAGAUAGAGAAGUAUGAAGUGUAAAUAUGUCUGGAUCAGGAAGAGUGCAGAUUUUUGUCAUGCUGUUUUUGCAUGACACAGAAGGUCUGACAUGGAAGCCCUAGCAUCUCAGAUUUCGAGAGUUAUCUUUCGCAUUGCCGAAUCCGCAUGACAUCAAAUCCCCCAUUUCGGUGACAGGAAACGGGCAUCUUUUGCUGCCUCUGCAUGAGAGAUUUGUGUGUGUUGUGAAAUGCGCAUCACAAGUUCGCAGCCUUCCAGACCCAGACAUAUUUGCAUUUGAUAAGAAGCAAAAGUUUUUGAAAGAUUUGUCGGAAACGGAAAAAAAUUGGCGGGAACGGGUGGAGGAGCUACAGGAGAGUUUGCACAAAGCGGUGCAGGGGAAAAGUUUUAGUACUGUUGGAGCUGCGCAUCCGCAUGACAAAGAUCCACUGACUGGCGGUGUUUCAGCAACGCCUUCCGAAAUAAAAUCCGACGAGGACAGGAAGAAACAGGAGGAAGAGCGCUCCCAAUUUGUGAAAAAACUGGAAGUGGAGUUAGAAGAUUGGAAGGAAAAGGCCCGCGAGCUGAAAUCGAUUUUGCAGGGAAGAUAUGCAUUGCAAAAGCAUCGCACUAUAUAUGAACCAGCCAUGCUCCGGCUGCCGCCGGAGUGCAAGGCUGUUGGGCGGGGGCAAGACUGUUGGCUGAUCGGACCAGAACGCCAUGGGCCUGCGCACAAAGAAACAUGCUGGAGCUCUGCCGCCUGGUUGGGCCACGCCAACCCGCAGCACCACUUGCGCGCCUCCCGCGCCUGCGGGCGCUCUGCGCAGGGAGCAGCUGCAAAGAACGCCGGGGGCGAACAGAAGCCGCCCGGCGCGAGAGGGUGGCGCGAGAGGGUGGCGCGAGAGGGUGGCGCGAGAGGGUGCGCGAGAGGGUGCGCGAGAGGGUGGCGCGGAAAGGCGCCGAACAAAACAAGGCCGCGAUAUGCCUGCAAUGCCAAAUGUGGGGACUACCAUGCGGAUUCGCGCCCGCUUUUUUGUGUUUUUACCCUCUCGCAGACCCCUCGCAGACCCUCUUUCUGACCUCUUUUGGGGGCCCCCGCUAAUAGUCCGGCUAUACUCGCGGGUAGAGGUCGACAGAGGUGGCCGAGAGGUGGCCAAGAGGGUCCGCGAGAGGUCGCCCCUUAUUCGCGCCACCUCUCUCCACCUCUGUCGACCUCUCGCGCCCCCUCUUUUUGACCUCUCUGCACCCUCUCAGGCACUUAGGCGGCGCCUUAAGGUGAGCGCUUCGGCGGGCCUUAUUCGCGCGCCCUCUCGCCGACCCUCUCGAACGGGGUCCCGCGCCACCUCUCCACCUCUGUCGACCUCUUUUUUACCUCUUUUGACCUCUUUUUUACCUCUCGGCCACCUCAUGUCUACCCUCUGUCUACCUCUUUUUUCGCAUGAAUAUAAUAUAUAGUAAUUGCAUUACAAAUUUUUAAGUAUACGAAAUGGAAUUUGUAAUGCUCAUUGACCUUAGGAAGAAGAUUUGUAAUGCAUGACUGCAAUUUAUUUUACUUACGAGUGCGAUACUUUUGCACAGGAUAGAAGAGAAAGAAAUCUGAUCGAGGAGCAGAUGGAGAACAAACGGCUGAAAAAGGCGCGAGAAGAGCUGGAGAAGGAAGUGAAGAAGCUCGAGAAGGAGAAGAACAAAGCGACAGCAAACGAGGGAAAAGCCACACGAAAACACCAGAAAGAAAAGUCUUUACUGGAGAAAAUCAACGCUGUUUUGGAAGAAGAGGAGGGCGGCAGCAGUAGCGCUACUGCGGGACCGGGACGAGAGGACGAGAGUCAGGUGGACUACAGCAACACCUUUCUAUCGGGAGCAGGACGACCAGCGAGCAAUAAAUCCGAGAAAACGAAAGCCACUUCAACUUCGCGCUCCGCCUCCGCCCGCAGUGUGCGAGACGGCGGUUUUUCUGACAAGAAUUAUGGCACUGGUGCUGUAGUAGACAAUAGCAAGAAGAAAAAUCUGUCCUUCUGGGACCAGGGUACGAAAAGCAAAGACAGUCCUUUCCUACAGGUUGAGAACGACCCGCAGAAGAACUUGAUCCAGGUGCCGUUUCCGAGGGAAAGAAGUAGUGGCACAAGAGUAUCCCCGGCUGAUGUAGAUGUUUCCAAAUCAACAUCUUCGCAGAAGAUUAGAGGGAGGAGUAGUCCGACGCGAAACUACGUUCCACAAGAAGCCGGUGGCGGUUCUUCCUCUUCCUCUUCUCGCUCUGCUGCAACGACAGCGAAGAAAAACGAAGAGAAGCAAAUCCUGCGUACUAUUCGGGCGUUGAAACAACAAGUACAGAACGCGGAAAGCCGGGCGGAGGAGAUGGAGAUGCGGGAGGCGCUUGAUGUUCUGCAACACGGUGAAAUGAAUAACGCGGCAAGAAGAGGCGGCUUGUUACGCUCCCCACUAGCUGAUUUUUACAACGGCAACAACUUCUCGCGACUCCAAAGAGGUGGACUCUCGUCCCCAACGACCUCUAGAAGGAUGGCUGGUGGUUUAGCAGCAGAACCAUUACCCCCUGCAACCAGCCCUUCCUUCCAAUCCCGGUCCGGUUUUAUCCUACAGAGCCUCGAGAAUUCCCGAAACGCGGUGAAAAACAGUAUGAGGAAAAGCAAUUUUGGAACGACGACGACGACGGACACAGGAGCAGACUCCAUGAGCACGCCCUCGGGUCCCUCAAAAUCCUCGGCUAGCACCUUCGUGAAAAAUUUAAUCGAUCAGUUGUUUUCGGACAAAUUGGAUCAGUUGGAACAGGAGUUCAAGGUGAAAAUGGAGGAAUUGCACGUUGAGGAGGACAAGUAUGAACUGCAAAAGCACCGUACUAGUAGUAUGUAAUUGCAUUACAAACCACCUCAGAAUGACAAAUGGAAUCUGUCAUGCUGUUCCACAUUGGGAUCGAGAUUUGUAAUGCAUAAUUGCAAUUAGAAAUUACUACGGAUGCGAUACUUUUGCACAGCAUAACAAAGCCUUGGCGGCAAUUGACGAUUUGGAGAACGAGGAGAGUGCAAAAUUGGACAAGCAGUUCUUCGAGUUCGAGGAUGAGGAUAUGAAGAAAGAACAAGAAGAGGAAAUUCUGAACCAGAAUCACAUCAGAGAUGAGAAGAGUCGGGUAGAGAGUUUAACUCGAAACACGUCCAGUUCCAGUGCGAAGGUAAAGGUUUCAACAUUGGGGCAAGAUAUUAAUAGAAGGGAUCGGUCGAAAAGCCGCGAAGAAGGUUCAGUAAUGUUGGAUGACGAUGAUGUUGAAAAUAAAGAGCAAACCCCUACCGCCCUGUCCCAAGAAACUGGUAAAAAGACAACCACAUCUUCUACCUCCAGACCCGCCAUGAAGUUCGCCUUGUCUAAUUCUCUUUCCGGAAACAACGCUUUGAAAACGGAUAUUGCGGCGAGGUCCAGUUCCCCAACGAUGAAUAACGGAAAAAGCCCGAAAACCACCACGAAAAAUGCAGGCAACACGACCAGAAGUAGAAACCAAUACAACACGAACACGUCAAACAAGAGCAAUAAACCGACUUCCGAAGUGGGAAAGCAAUCCGCGCGGGACCGGCACUACAAUCGGAAACAGAAGCUGCUUUUGCACAAGUAUGAGCCGAAAAAGAUGAAAGUGAUGAACGAAUUUGAGGAGAAACGAAACAUCUUAUUAGUACAGCAAGAAGCGGAUUUGGAAAAGUUCGAAUUGAAGCGGCAGAACACUCUCGAGGCGGUGAACAACGCGAUCCAAACGGACUUUGAGCUCAUGACGUUGAAGAACGAAAACAACGCGAAAUUCGGCCACGGUCGCAACCAGGAGCACUUUGCGGAGUUGGCGGAGAAGUGCUACGCGCAGGUGGAAGAACUGAGAAACAUGCAUGAAAAAGAAGUGGAGAAGCUGAAAAGAGAACACGAUUUAUUGUUGGAGGAUAUCAAAUGCAAAUAUGUCUGGGUCUGGAAACUUGUAAUGCUGGGCUGUCAAUAGUGAAUGGUCUGUAAUGCACAGCCAAGCAUGAGAAACAUUUGCGAGGCUCAGCGUUGGCCUCUCUACAUGACAAACUGCGUUUUUGCAUGACAAGCAAAAGGGUCUCUUCUUGGACAUGCAUCACAAACUUUUCAGUCAUGCCAGACAAGCAUGACAAACCUUGCAUCCUUCCAGACCCAGACAUAUUUGCAAUGCAUAGAGGAAAAAAUUUUGCAAAAAACCGACCAGAUUCUAACCGACAGCACCAACGAAAUCCGGGGGAAAGAGACGAAGUUUGAAAACGAAAUUAAGCAGUUGGAAGAGUCGUACGAGCGGAAAAUCUCGCUGUUGAAACUGGAUUUGGAAACCACGGCGAAGCAGAUUGAGAAGAAGGCAAACUUAGAUUUUAUGGAGUGCAAAAAUGUCUGGGUCUGGAAGAUUGCUACAUUGUCACGCAUGUCUGACAUGACUCAAGAAUCUGUGAUGCAUGGGCACGAAGCGGUCUUCUUAACUGUCAUGCAAAAACGCAGUCUGCCAUGCGGAACACGCAACACAAAGGAGCCCAAAAAUUUGUCAUGCUUGGCUCCGUAUUGCAGUCGAGCUCCCAUUCACUUCUAGCAUUACAAGUUUCCAGACCCAGACAUCUUUGCAAUGCAUAGAUUUGGAGAUUCUGCAAGAAAAAUUCGACAAUCUGCAGAAGGACUACGCGUCGGAGAAAAAAAUCGCGGCGGUUUUACGGGAUCAGGCGUUUUGUGUUGGGGAAAUCGUACAGGAUCAGGAUGACGCUAAUGCUCCUCCUGCUGCUACCACCUCUGAAGUACUAGAUCCCCUCGAUGCUGGCGCGGGCGCACAAAGUCGUGCAGCAAAAACAAGUCCGGAAAAAAACAGCAAGCAAAAGCUCCUCGACUAUUUCAUCUCCAUUCGCCAGGCUUCGGAGUCAGGAAAUGGCAGUAUCGCUACCAGUCCAGAAAAGCAGCUCGAUUUGAUAAGGCAGAAGCAGGAACAGGUGACCCAGAUGAAGGAAUUGCACUCCGAGGUUCAAAGGUUAAAGCAGGAACUCGCACACUUAGAGCUCUCCAAGGUAGACCACGAGAUGGAAAUCGUCAAGCAGAGCGAGAAAAGGGAGAAGGAGAAUUUAAAAUCGUUAUUACAGGCGCGAAAGGAGAAGGAUGAAGUGCAAGUGAAAUUGAGUACCACCACCGCGGAGUUACAUUCGAAAACGGUCACGAUCAACGAAUUUUUGCCGAGGUUGGAGAAGGAGUUGAAAGAUUUGAAGGAAGACUUGCAGCUGAAACAGACUAUCAAAAUGAAAAAUCCCCCCUCCCCAUAGAUAUUGAAACGGAAAUUUCUGUUGCUGGAUUUGUGAACACAAAUCAGCUCUGUUUUGCAGUGGGGCACUACAAGCAGAGCCUAAAGCCUGCGUGGGGGGGGUUUGGCGUAGGUGCUUAGCAUAGCAGAGGCCUGCCAAGAUGCCGCCACAGCAUUACAAACCGCCUGCAUAGCGCGGCGGAUUUUUCUUUGGAUUUGCCUUCUUGCAAGAGAGACAGGAUUUCUGAUCACAAUUCAGCAUCACACACAAAUCUUUAGGAGCGUACCUUUUCAGUAUAAUGGGGAGGGGAGAUUUUUCCUCACAAUACAGACCCGAAUUGAGAAGCUGCAGAAGGAGAAAAGGAAACUCACCGAUUCUCAAUUUGAGCAAACGCAAAAGAUGAAAGAGGACAGUGCUGGAGAGUAUCCUGUGCAAAAGUAUCGUACUCGUACUAAUCGCAUCCAUGCAAGACAAAUUUCUUUUUCAAGCUAAAUCAGCAUGAGAAAUUCCAUUUGUCACGCUGAGCCAAUUUGUAUUGCAAUACUACGAGUACGAUGCUUUUGCAGUUCAUAGAGAGGUGAACCAGCUGAAACUGGAAUUGAGUAAAGCGAAUCACGAGCUGCAUAGUCAGACGCUGAAGAAUAUGAAUUGUAAAAAUGGCUGGGUCUGGAAGAAUGCCAGACUUGUCAUGCAGAUUCUGUAUGAUCCAUGACGCCUGUAUUGCAUGAGCUAGCAUCACAUAUGUCCAGAGGGCCUCCUAAUGCCUAUACCGCAUGAGAAAUGCUCUGUCCGCGUAGCACAAACUGGACUCCUGUUGCUGGUCAUGCAAUACUAAUUUUUUUGGAAUCCAAAGACAGCAUUACAAGUUCCAACCUUCCAGACCCAGACACUUUUGCAUUUGAUAAAGAAUGAGAAAUUGGAGAAAUUAGUUGUGGAAACAGAAGCGGAGUUGAAUCGGUUCAAAACGGAAGUUAUCACAUGCAAUAAUAUGUCUGGUUCUGGAAGAAAAAGAAUGCAAGUUUGUCAUGCUUGGUCGACAAGACACAAAAGUCUGUCAUGCUCGUUGCGCUACAGUGCCACUUGUUUGUCAUGCAAAAAGGCAAUUUGUCAUGCGGUUAACGCUAGAUAGAGUCGCUCAGAAACUUGUCAUGCGCGGCUCUGCAAUACAGUUUGCGUAUGAUUCGGACAUUAGCAUGACAACUUUCCAGACCCAGACAUAUUUGCAAUGCAUAGAAGUGGUGGAAGAGUUGAAGAAGAAUCACGAAGAGAAACUGGCGGACACGAUUUUGAAACAUGAAGAAGAGAAGAAAGGUAUGAUGGGGGAGCACGAGGAAAAAGUGCGGAAGUUGGUUUUGAUGAAAACUGUCGAUGUAGACGGAGGAGAAGGAGGCGCGUCGAAAAAGAGCCGAAGAAGCCGCUCCCUGUCGAGCAAGAAGAGCAACAGAAAAUUGUCACAACAAGGUAAAAGCAAAGAGCCUGCUCCUUCCCGGCGCUCUGUGGACGCGACUUUGGCGAAAUUGACAGAAAAAGAACUCAGAAGGGAGGCGGCGGAGUGGAAGCGGAAAGCGAACUACUUGGAGAAAUUGCUGGACGAGGCGAGGGACCGGGAGCAGGAACUGACCGAAAGGCUGUACAGCGGAAAAGGAAGAGGAGACCACACAUCGCACAGAAAUAGUGCAGGAGCUGUUGCAACUACAUCCAAAAAUCUUUACACGGCCAGCAGUGCAUCUCCGACUUCUGCAGCCGCAUCUAGCCUAGUGCAGAAGGACGAAAAAAUCAGGAACUUAGAACAGCAACUCGAAUCGGAGAAGCAGCAGCGGGAACAGGAAAAGAAUUUAAACACGUGGCUAUCAAAAGGAAAAAUCCCCCCUCCCCAUAUCGAAAUGGAAAUCUGUGAUGCAGGAUUUGAGGUACCAAAUCGACUUGUCAUGCUAGAAGGCCAAGAGCCGCAGUCGUGGUCCCUUUUGCAGGCAAUUUGUCAUGCUGUUUCCCACUCUCAGCUGCCUCCUAUCAUGCUGAAGAUGCAAGGCUCCCCCACGCCACCCAGCACUACAGUCCGCAUCUUUUCCCGUGUAGCAUGACAAAGCUGAUUUGUGACAACAAAUCUGCAUCACAGAUUUCCGUUUUGACAUGGGGAGGGGGGAUUUUUCAUUUUGAUAGUGGCUGUUGCAAUCUUCCGCAUUUGGAUCGUCAAGUAGAGAACAUCGCGGCGACUUCUAUCAAAUGCAAAAAUGUCUGGGUCUGGAAGAAUGCGAGCUCUGUCAUGCUAGUCUGGCAUGACUCUUAAAUCUGUCAUGCACGUUACCCAAGAGCCUCAUUUUGCUGUCAUGCAGAAACGUGGUUUGUCAUUCAGAAUAGGCAACACCUAGAAGCUCAAAAGCUUGUCAUGCUGAGCCAGCACUUGUGGCCUGUUCAUGAUACGCCACCCAGCAUCACAAGUUUCCAGACCCAGACAUUGUUACAAUCCAUAACUUCUUCGACAGUACAACUAGCGGUGGGGGCGGUGGCAGGAUGAAGGAUAGAUAUCCUGAGAAAAAAGCGUUACACGUACACAUUGUGUUGCAGGCCAAGCAAGACAGACAAGCUCUGGCAUGCCGGAUAUGCAUAGGGGCUUCGUUUCAUAGUUGUUUUCCCGUAGGAUUUUUGCAUUACAAGUUUUCUCUCUCAUGCAGCGAAAUUUGUGUUGCUGAAUUGGCUACAAAUGUGUAACUGUAACACUUUUUUCGUGGGAUAAUAGACUACCGAAAGGUAGUACUGCCAUGGGAGCUUCGUCGAGUAGCAGCAGUGUGGCAGAUGAUGCAAAGGUGGAAAAGACGCUGCUGUAUAGGAGAAAGAAUGACGAUGAUGAAGAAAACGGCGCUUCCGACAUUUCGGAACAAGAUGCCGAUGGCAUGGCGGCCGCAGUAGAGACAACUUCUGUGAGCAAAGACUUUCUUUUCCUGGAAGGUGAUCAUUUGAUGACGGGGCCAGCGUCUUCCUCUGGAAUUGCGUCGUCUUCCUCUAUGUCCCCUUUUUCCAGCCUGAUCCCCUCUGUAAUUGGCAGCAAGGACAGCAGUUUGAUGCCCAACAACUCCACCUCUGGAUCAAUCGCGAUGGAGGUGAACUACAGUGCGCCGGCCAGUCAACAUGGUGCUGGUUCUGCGGCAAUAGAAAUAUCUACGACUUCUCGAUCCACAUCAAAGGCAAGCAGCUGCGGUGGAUCAUUGUCAACCUCCCUGCGUCGAAGUGAACAGGUAGAAGUACAACCUGAGCAAGAACGCCCACCAGCGCGGUCGGGACCGGAUUUUCUCUUCUACCAGGAAACCACGCCAGCGAUGUUUUUGAAAAACAAAAAGUCGCCAGCGGCUUCCACAUACGGCGGUGCUUCAUCAUCAGGAGCUGUUGCUGUUUCUUCUUCUUCCUCUGCAACACCUCUGGCGCCAGCAGUCCAACCUCUUCGCGACGGUAUAGAAAUUAGGCCGCAGGAACAGGUCGAGGAAGAGGGCUUUCAGGGUUUGCGCGCUCCCCCAACAAGUACUAGAACGCGACCACGGGUUAGUUUUAGUACUAACAGUCGAAAGAACUACGAGCUGUCAGCAUCAUGUUCAGGGACGCAGGCAUCGCGGCGGGAGGACAGCUUUUUGUACUACGACGAGAAUUCAGCCGAGGAACAAGAUGUUGAGGACCGGGAAAGGAGCACAACUAUCGUCCGAAUUGAUGUUGACGAUGAGGAAAGAAAUCUCGAAGAGGACGACCACGACGAGAGCCUCAGCUCCGCCGCCGAGGAAAAAGCGGCGCAGAAAAUCCAACAUUUGAUGAAGCGGCAAACGGAUUUGUUCGGGAAAAAUACUAAAAACCAGUCUUCCUCCUCCACUUCCAGCAAUAGAAACAGCAACUUCUUAUUCGUGCAGAAACGGGAUUUUGAGAAGCUCGAAUCGGAGUUCAUCACCAGUUCAUCUGGUGGCAGUUUCUGUGGGGUGUCGUUCCUACAAGUAGAAAGAAACGACGACGAUGAGGAAAUGAGGGACAUCACAGGAGUAGGAGAUGAAAAUCAACAGCAAGUGUCAACAUCAGCCGCGACCACGAAGCGCUUAGCAGUGGUAUUGAACAACAUCCGACAGUUGAAAAAAGCGUUAAUCCAGUCGAAGCACGACUCGAAGCUGAAGAAGCAACUCGAAGUCCGGUUGAAACUUUUACAAGAAAAGCAAGACAAGUACAAGAAGCAGAUUUUUGAAUAUCCUGAGUAAAAACGUACCCACACCAGAGUCAGGAUGGGGAUUUUGCAACACAAACCUAGGAGUUUUGUGAGUCACGCAUGACAAGUUUCAGUCCGUAAGGUAGUGCAAGUUAGCAAGGAAAGCCGCAUCACAAAUCGAUCUGCUGAUCCUGUUUACAGCAUUACAAGUUCCCAAACACGAUUGAAAAUGCCUGUCAUGGGGUUGCGCAUCACAAAUGUUCCUGUCAUGGCAAAGUCGCAUGACAACUCUGGCGUGGGUACGUUUUUACUCAGGAUAUUGAAUUUAAGAAUUUCAUGGACGAAAAAAUCGACCAGAAAUUUAACCAGGAGGCGGAGCAUAUGAACUGCAAAAGCAUCGCACUCGUAGUGAUUGCAGAUAUGCAUGACAAACCUCCUUCCAAAGCUAAAACGGCAUGACAAAUUACAUUUGUCAUGCUAAGCUGAUUUGUAAUGCAAUUUCUACUAGUACAAGCAGAAGCACGACUAGUACGGUGCUUUUGCAAUCCAUAGAGCAUGAGAGACUGCAAAAGAAGUUUCUCCUCGCGAAAGCGGAGGAAUUGCAGGAGUUUGAGAAGGAACUGCAGAAGAAACAGAAAAAAAUCAUCGAGAACAAGCAGAAAGCGAUGCUGGAAAUCGAAAAGGAAUCGAAGACGAAGGAAAAGUCAUUAGCGAAAAAAAAUCUCGAAACGCAUAAGGCGGAAAUGCGGAAUGAGAUUUUGGAGCAGGAGGUGCAGAAAAUGGAGAAGAGAUUGUUUGAAGAGGAGGAGUUGCGGAAGAGAGACAGCGAAGAGAAACAAAAGGAGUUGGAAAAAGUGAAGGAGGAUCUGGUAACCCAACAAUCGUUAACCAACGCCUCGAAAAAGCAACUCGAGCAGAUGACAAAAGAUUUGCUGACCGCGGGGGGGACGAAGUUCCAGCACGACAAGAUCGCGAACGAGAACAAGAAUUUGAAACAGGAAGUGUCGCUGAUGGAAUCUCAUUUGCAAGAUGUGAAGAAAGACUUGGAAAAGGCGAAAAGACUUUUGAAGGAAGGGUUGCUGGUGAAAGAAGGUCAAAACGCCGGUGGGAGUCUGUCGUCAAAAAAAUCGCUCCAAGAGCAAGUGCUGGACGAAUUUGCACUGCUACAAGCGCACACCGACCAAUAUCGAAGAAGAAAACAUUGCUAGUGUAACUUUGUGAUGCGCAACAUGCAUACUUCUUGCGGCUGUCAUGCUAGAAAUGCAUUGCAAGGUCCACUCAAGCGCGUUUUCAUGUACCAUCUGCGCAUGACAGGUUAUUUUUGCUUUCAUGCCAGACAGAUUUGUAAUGCUGUUCCUCCAAAAAAGUUGCACCUACACUCUUUUUUUCUUGGAUAACCAACUGCACAGCUUCACCGACGAUUUCGUGUUUGAUGUGGUGGUAUGAAAUGCAAAUAUGUCUGGGUCUCCUGGAAACUUGUAAUGCUAAAAGUGAAUCGUAGACGCACUGCAAUGCGUAGCUACGCAUGACAAAUUUUUUGGCUGCCAUGUCUUACGUGUUCCGCCUGGCAAACUGCGUUUUUGCAUGACAGGCAAGAGGGUCUUUUCGCGCCUAUGCAAGACAGAUUCUCGAGUCAUGCCAGACAAGCAUGACAAACGUGCACUCUUCCAGACCCAGACACUUUUGCAGUUCAUAGGUGGUGAAGUCGCGACUGAAGCGGGAGACGAGGCAGCUGAAGAUUAUUGCAAGGAAAAAUCCCCCCUCCCCAUAUCAAAACGGAAUUUCUGAUGCUGGAUUUGUGUACACAAAUCAGCUUUGUAUUGCAGGAAGGCAGUGCGGCCAGAUCCCCAGGCUAAGUAGGGGCGUAUGGGUCUAGUUGUUCAGCAUGACAAACGGCUCCCCUUUAGGCCCGACAGCGUGGCAAAUCGCUUCCAUAAUGGGGCGGAAGCUUCUGCCCUUGUCUUCUUGCAAGACAGAUGUGAUUUGUGGCCUCAAAUCAGCAACACCAACACAAAUCUUCGGGAGCAUGCCCUUUCAAUAUGGGGAGGGGGGGCUUUUCAUUUUGAUAAAGAUGCUCCAGGAUUUGGUGGAAUUAAGCGGGAUCAACGAGGCGAGGAAAUUGAAGAUGCAAACGACAACAAAUAAAAAUGACGGAACGACAACUGGAAGCAGGGGCGGUGAACUAGAUCAGGAUGGGAAAGACCGACCUCUUGGAGCUGUGGACGAAAGGGACACUUCUGGCACGAGGACCGGCCUUGAGCUGCAACAGACGCAUGAAAAGACCUCCUCUUCUUUCUUUCCCAACGCAACAACCUUGUUCGAGCUGGAUGCGUUUAAUGAGGAUUUUUUUCAGGUUUUGAAACAAACGAAACCGGCGAUUGGGGCGUGAUGAUGAUGAUGAUGAAAAUUAUGGGGAUCAUCAUGUGGAGCACGACCGCGGGGCAAUUGCACAAAACGUGAGCUCUACAACUUGCACUAGUAUAGCGGAACUUGUUCAAGAUCAAGAUGAACGUGAUGAACUUGUGACUCUAUCGUUCUGUAGGAUUUAUUUUCAAUGUUACUUUUUACCAAUAAUCUCAGCUGCAGUAGUUCCUUGUUUUGGAACAGCAGUUGCGCUAGCAAGCCGUUCUUAAAGAAGCCAUAAUCGAUAGUAGACAUUGCCGAGCAGAGUCUGCAACUGCAAGGAUCUUUUUUGUUGUAGAAUUACAGUUAAAUUUCAAAGUUAAAGUAGACGACGAAGAGCACGAGGAUGCCAGAAGAGGCUAAAACGCACAAGAGGAUGCUAAAAAUUAUGUUUCGAGCGACUUUAGUUACGAAAGCGAGCCAGAAGUACAAGUAGAGAAGUAACGAUAGAACAUGAACCGCAAAAGGCCAAUGGCAAAAUGCAUGAUGAUGUCCUAGUGGGUCGACUACGUAGAAG